AUGGCGUUGUCGUCAUCUUUGAGUACCAAAGGUUUCAUAUGGUUCAAAUAUAUAGCAGAUGCACAAAGCUUCACUGGAGGCGUAAGCUUGUUGAAUGGAUGGUGGGAUAGGAUUAACGAAUCUCAAGAAUGGCAGGAAGACACAUUUUACGCUCUCUGUGCUGCAUAUGGCCUCGUUUGUCUGAUUGCUCUGGUGCAACUUGUUCGUAUUCAAAUGAGAGUACCAGAAUAUGGGUGGACAACACAAAAGGUUUUCCACUUGAUGAAUUUUGUGGUCAAUGGAUUAAGGGCUGUUCAAUUUGGAUUUUAUUGGAGGGUUUUCCACAAAAAACCAAAAGUUUUAGACAUGAUACUUUUGGAUCUUCCUGGUCUUUUGUUUUUCUCAACAUACACGUUGCUUGUGUUAUUUUGGGCUGAGAUAUAUCAUCAGGCAAGAAGUCUUCCAACUGAUAAACUCAGACCAACAUACUUUAUUAUAAAUGGAAUUGUAUACUUCCUUCAGAUUUGCAUCUGGAUGUAUAUGAGAUUCAGCAAAAGUGAUGCUGCGGUAGAAGUUGCCGAGCUCUUCUUUUCAGUUAUCUCACUUGGUGCUGCUGCAGGGUUCGUAUUAUAUGGUGGGAGGUUGUUUGUCAUGCUUAGGCGCUUUCCUAUUGAAUCUAGAGGCCGUCAAAAGAAGAUGCACGAGGUGGGAUUUGUGACGGGGAUUUGCUGCAGUUGUUUCUUAAUAAGAUGCAUAAUGGUUGCAAUCGCCGCAUUUGACAAGAAUGCUGAUAUCCAUGUCUUGAAUCACCCUAUCCUUGAUUUUGCCUACUAUAUGAUAGUGGAGAUUUUGCCGUCUGCUCUUGUGCUUUUCAUCUUACGAAAGCUGCCUCCGCGACGAGCAUCCGAUCAGUACCAUCCAAUCAAAUGA
Messenger RNA from Cynara cardunculus var. scolymus (artichoke), 909 nucleotides. Its product is annotated as tobamovirus multiplication protein 1-like. The record is from RefSeq and is a predicted model, not a curated record. The transcript has 11 exons. Lineage: Eukaryota; Viridiplantae; Streptophyta; Magnoliopsida; Asterales; Asteraceae. The coding region runs from base 1 to 909 and encodes 302 amino acids.